Messenger RNA from Amoebophrya sp. A25, 4759 nucleotides. NCBI's taxonomy places the organism in Eukaryota, Dinophyceae, Syndiniales, Amoebophryaceae. The record is from the annotation of a GenBank genome assembly.
CUUUCCUCCAAUGCCAUGAUGAAUGCAAUACUUACUACAACUCGAGCUAGCUUGUAGAUGAUAAGGAUUUAAGAUAAUCUACUUUACCUUUACCAGCGUUUGAUUCUGCUAGCCAAUUUCAAAGGCAAAUACCGCAAAUCCAAAAUGCACUCAGCAUCGGCAUCGCAGGUGGGCACGACCACCAAAGCCAGGACGAGAAAGCUGAGGCUGAGUACGAAAGGCAUCCUGAGGAUGAGGUCGCCCGCCUCAAGCUUCAUCAACAUCGACAAGAUCAUCACCUAUCUCCAAAGACUUCGCCUUUUGCAGAUGAUCCUGUUGCAUUCGUGUCUCUGCGCCUUUGCCUUCGCUUCUAAGAAUGUAACGACGAGAAGUUACACCUAUCCAACAGCGCCGAACUUGUUUUUGCAGCCCGUCUACGUUUCGGCAUCUGGCGACACGGCCCCUGUCGUGGAAGAACUUCCGGUAGGGGUCGUUUUGUCGGCUCCUUUCGAGACGACAACUUCAUCUUCUAGUAGAACAAGUAGUAGUAAAAGCAUUACUACGAGAAAUUAUGAUGAAGAUGAUGAUGAACAAAAGAACUCUGGAGUAGUUGCCAGUGCAACGGCGUUUUUAGAUGUCAAGAGAACCUCAUUGUCUUCUGCAACAGACCAAGAACCACAACCACAACUACUUCAACAACAAGAACGUGGACGUGGACAUUACAAAUACAAUUUUCCAAUCACGAUUAAACCGCCAAACGCUGCUGGUGUAACUAGCACGUCAGCAGCACAGUUUCUGCGACAAGAUCCGUGCUACAACUUCUGCGAUGUAGUUAGAGGAGACAAAACUAGCGGUGGACCUGUUUGCCAAGCUCGCGAGAAUGCUCAAGACGGAGAUGGGAACGAGUUUUGUAAGGCGAAUUGCCGACCGCUUUUUCCCCAUGUUGAGAUUGUCGGAGUAAGGAAAACCACAUCAACAUCAUUGAUACAAAUGCAACCAUCAACUUCUUCUAGUAACAAGUGCGCUUCGGCUCUCAUCUGGUCAAGAGAAGACGAAGUAAAGACAGGUACUGCGGUCGGAAAAGGACACUACGCUUAUAUCGCAGAUUUGCCGUAUUUGGGACCACGGGAUCAUCGGGUCGACACCGCCAUAGCCACUGUGACCUUCGAGGACCAGCAGCAGCAGCAGCAAAAGCAGCAGCACCAGCAGAAGCAGAAGCAGCAGUCUUCCUUGGCUAUCACGCCAACAGUAGAAGCAGCUUCUGCGCGGAGUUCCCUGCACAAGCAAAAAGAAGCAGCAAGUCCUUCAAACCCUCCUCAUACUCCUAGUAGUACCGCUACCGGUGGUACUACGGCAGUGUCAGUGAAGAGUAACAACAUUGACAAUGAGCAGCCGCGGCAGGGAGAACAGGAAAAGGUCCCACCUCCUCCUUCUUCACACAUUGUAGUGAAGUCCCAGCUAGUCUUCCCUUUGUUCGGCAUCACAUCGAGACCGAUUCAAUUACCGUGGAGAGUACUGAAUGAAAUCAAUAUCCUGGAAAACCUUCCCCCCCAUCCACACGUGGUUUCGCUCUUGGGUACACGCAUUGGAUUCGGCACAGGGGUACCCAUGCCAGGCGAAGGAGACAGGACUCGGUCUACUCAGUGGGAACCUGUCUCAUCCUCCUUCUCAACUAUGAAACUUCCCGAGAGGUAUCCGUCUAGUGCAAAGGAUUUUUCGCGAGACGAGAUAAACCAAGUGCCGCACGUCCACACACUGAUGCCAAAGCUUCCUGGUGGAACGCUAUCCGACCGAAUCAAGGCGCCAGGUACCAAGAUUCAGGACACUUUUUCGAUGGUGUACUUGCCUUCGGUGCGUGGCGUACUUUUAGGUCUUCUUCAUCUGGAUGAUCACGGUGUCGUGCAUCGCGAUCUGAAGCCACAAAACGUGGCUUUUUUGCGGGAGACGAGUCUGCGAUCUUAUCAUUUCACUGGGAGACAGUCGAUAGCCCAGGCGCAUCCUUGGCCUUCGCCUUCAACAGACUCCUGCCACCAUCAUCAUCGUCGCCACCUGGUUUUGCCUGCAGGAUUCUGCAGCCCACAUCUAAAAUAGCUACUUAACAUAACUUAACUAUAUACUUAACCUAGCUAGGUUAAAUAUCUUAACAAAAAUUUUUGAUUUUUGAAUGCGAGUACUGUUUUAUGUGCAAUACAUCGUCAACUACAGCUACUGAUACGCCGCAUCCUGUCCUCCUGGACUUCGGCAUGGCGUCCAUCGGCGAGAACAGCGACAAUGGCAACGACAUUGUCGUUGAAGCGUAUUACCGCCCACCGGAACUACGCACAGUGGCUUCGAGCUUAGCACAUAUGAAGGAGAUGCAACGUCAACGUUAUAGCACAAGAGUCGACAUUUGGAGCGUGUGCUUCCUUUUUACGCGCAUGCUUGAGAUGCUAUUCGUGUUGUCACCGGAAGUGUACCCAGCAGCUACAAAAGGAAAUGAUCCGUAUCUCCAAUUUGUAGCACCACCAGCACAGCCACGCUUAGAGGAGCUUCGUUCCAUGAACAAUAUCGAAGAUGGGGAUGUACUCGAAUCUGACUCCCAGACGAGUUUCAAGCUUCUUGGAGGUCUGGAGAGCAGCUGGCUCGCCCCGCCGGCCACUGACCGCCCUUCAGCUGGUCCCUUUUUUUUCGAAGCGAACGGGCUCUUUCAUUUUUUUCACGAGGGAGACGACGAGCUGAGGAAUCCGCGUAGUGGGACUGAGUGGGACGACGGGAUUUGCCGAGUCGCACAUUGGUUGUCCGUCGAAAAGGACGAAGUCCAUGAAUUUAUACGGCUAAUAGAAAUCCUAGUUGCUGAUCUUUAUCAACGACAAGAAAUAGAAUAUUAGAAAUACUUUCCCAGCACCUUUCAUAUUUCUAUUCUCCAUUUACUAUUUCUAUUAAGUGUUAGUGUAACUACCCGUCCUCGUACAAGAACACGAUCAUCCCUUAGCGGAAGUUCUUGUCAUCCUUGUUGUAGACACACAAAAACACAACGAGCAUGCAUUUCUAAGAAUUACCGACAAGAACAGCGAGAGGGAGAGGUGCGAUGCGGUGUGCAAGUUGACUCCUAAGGCGAAAGAGCAUCUAGAAGACAUCUGGAACACGGUUUCCAAGAUUGCGGAUAUCACUAGCGACACACUAGGGGAAUCUGCGCCGAAUGACGACGCGCCAAUCAUGCCCGUAGAAGCAACGGAGCCGAUGGCUACUAACGCUCACAAGCCAGACUCAAAGACGAAAAAACGACCGUUUUACUUUUAAGGAAGAGUAAAACUAAGAGAGUCUACAACUGCUCCUAAUUUGAAUUUUAUUCACUUUUUAUCGACGUGGUCGUGGUCGUCUGUGAAUGCUGGUGGGGGGGACCUUCGUGAUUUCACAACAAGGGGGCGAACAUAUGGGAAAAGACAUCAUCAUCGAGGGAUGCACUCAACAAUAAACGAUGAAACUUCUGUCUUCUAACUUUUGCAUACGCAUAGCGGUUUGAGCCGGGUCAUCAGUGCCUACGAUGGUGUUUCAAACCUGCAAAUUUUGGGGGUACCCGUCCAGUACUGGAAGAAAGCAAAUUCUGACAAGACUGUCAAGAAUCCUUUUUUCACGGGCGAGACCGCUACCGCACUUUACAACGUAUUUUUCUGUUUUACUUUGGUUGCCUUCGUGUUAGGCUCAGUCAGGGCAAUGAGAUAUUGUUUUUUUGAUCAUUUACAAUUUUCUGUUCAACUUGAAGAUUUGUAUGAAGAUGAACUUGAACAUGAAAAGGAACGAAUAGUAUCCUGUAGUUCAUCUCGGGUUGCGCAUCUCAAGUACAUAAUGACUAUGCUCGCCCACUGCGCCACAGAAUCUGUGGUGUACUCUUGGUAGGCGAGACAUAACAUGAAUCUGAAAGCUAUUAUUUAUCACGUUUUUCAAAACCUAUACCCAGUUUCUUCGUGGCGGACUUCGCUGCCAUCCUGAUGAUCGCGAAAACAUUCGAGACUUAAUUCGACUCUUCAACGUCUUGAUCGACACGUAUGCCGGCAACGAAAAGGAAAACCAUGCCAAUAAUCCUGCUCGCAAGGAACAAAUUCUUGCUUUGAAGAUUCCGGAGAAGGAUCUUGAGCUAAGUGACCCUCAACAGGCCAUCAACGAGAAAACGAAAGCCAAAAUGAAAAAGGCCGUUCAGGAGUAUCAAAAGGCCAGGACAGACGUCGAGAAUCUCUCAGAUGAUGCGCAACUGGAGCAAGCAAGGACUGCAAUGAAGGGAGCGGUCAGCCACGAGCUUCAGGCCAGAACAACCGCAUUGUUCACAACGGCAGUCAAGAAAGUCGAGGACCAGGUCUACAAAAAAGGAAUGGAGAUUCUGUACAACAUCGUGCGUCGCAGUGAAAUCGGAGAAGCAGAAGAGACAGCGGAGUCAGAGACUCAGACGCAGACGGAGACCCCCGGCAAGGAAGAUGAGUAGAAGGGUCAUCGUACUCAUGAUUAGUCUGUUGACGCUUGUAAGAACAAGCAUGAAAUUAAAUGAAUUUGAUAGCAUUAUGAAAUUAAAAUUUUGAUGAAAUUAUUGGCAUUCACAUUAUCGGGAAGAGCAAGAGAAAACUCAGGAGGACAUGAACAGGAACACUGCUGAAUGAAUAUUUUGAACAUUUUGACUUAUUUCUGGUUUUAGCAUGAUGUUGAUGAAUCAUCUGAGUCAAUACAUUCACAUAAGUACCCACCCCAACAUCAAGAUUGUCAGCGAUGUGAACAAGAAGAAGCCGAUGAGAUCAGUCAUCGGCAGGCGAAG